AUGAUUCAAGGUAUUGCCAGCCAUGCUCGAAGUUUACUUCAUGAUGUGGACAGCAACGUGGUGGAACGCUAUCACAGCAUCAUUGCGAAAUAUGUAGGAGGGAAGAGAGUUAACUUUUCCCUCAAAAAUUCGUAUGAGACGCGAUGCAUUGCUUCAGCAGUGUCGUUCAAUGAAGAAAAUUCACUGUCAAAACUAUAUAAGAAAAUGACCAACAAAAGCCCAAGAGGUAAGCUGAAGAUGUGGGAAGAAAGAAAACGUAAACAAAAAGUACUUAGUAAAAGGUAUACAAAAAAGAAAAGACGACUAGUUUUCAGCCAAAAAUGCAGUGAUAAGGAUUAUGGCCAGUCAUGUGAAAAACCUGAUAUGCCGGUAGAAGUACUGGAUAAAAUGAAAAACGAUUUCAUGAAAUCUUUAAAAAAGACGGAUGAGGAGCGAGCAAUAAUUGAAAGAAAAACUAUUUUACAAAGUGCUAAUGGAGAAUGGCUUGAGAUGAGAAGAUCUUUAUUGACUGCAUCCAAUUUCGCCAGGGUUGUAAAAAAGGCGUACUAA
Molecule: messenger RNA, 549 nt
Organism: Parnassius apollo (apollo)
Lineage: Eukaryota; Metazoa; Arthropoda; Insecta; Lepidoptera; Papilionidae
Source: the annotation of a GenBank genome assembly